Lodderomyces elongisporus is the source of this 549-nucleotide messenger RNA. It is a transcript of the gene EGD2, whose product is annotated as Egd2p. NCBI's taxonomy places the organism in Eukaryota, Fungi, Ascomycota, Pichiomycetes, Serinales, Debaryomycetaceae. The transcript has a single exon. The coding region runs from base 1 to 549 and encodes 182 amino acids. The record is from RefSeq and is a predicted model, not a curated record. Gene Ontology annotation, cellular component: cytoplasm; nascent polypeptide-associated complex. Gene Ontology annotation, biological process: protein targeting to membrane.
AUGUCAAUCGAGGAAAUCCCACAAGGUGCAGACGUCUCAAUUGUUCCAAACAAGAAUGAGAAAAAGGCAAAGGAACUUAUCAAGAAGCUCGGUCUUAAACAAAUCAAAGGAAUCUCGAGAGUCACAUUCAAGCAAAGAGGUAACCUCAUUUACGCCAUUGAUGCUCCAGAAGUUUACAGAUCACAAGCAGGUACUUAUGUUGUCUUUGGUGAAGCUAAGGUUGAUGACAUGAACCAAAGAAUUGCCGAGGCUCAAGCACAACAAGCUCAACAAGAGGCAUUGCAAAAAGCUGCUGCUGAUGCAGGUGCUGCAGGUGAUGACAAAUCACCAGAAGCAAUCACUGCUGAUUUGGAAAAAGCUAGCUUGCAAGGCGGUGAAUCUAACGCCGAUGCUGCAGAAGAUGACAAUGAAGAAGUCGAUGAGACCGGAAUUAACCCAAAGGACAUUGAUUUGAUUGUGGAGCAAACUCGUGUCUCAAGAGGUUCUGCUGUGAAAGCUUUGAAGAAACACGAUGGUGAUAUGGUCAAUGCUCUUAUGGAAUUAUCUUAG